Messenger RNA from Mytilus trossulus (common blue mussel), 2988 nucleotides. RefSeq lists its product as uncharacterized. Gene Ontology annotation, molecular function: protein binding. The coding region runs from base 132 to 1217 and encodes 361 amino acids. The transcript has 8 exons. The record is from RefSeq and is a predicted model, not a curated record. NCBI's taxonomy places the organism in Eukaryota, Metazoa, Mollusca, Bivalvia, Mytilida, Mytilidae.
UUCACAUUGUGCCUACAGUGAUGUUUAAGCCGAGAUCACAUGAGAAACGUUCAAUGUCAAGUUCAAUCAUGAGUGUUAUUGUCUGUUCAGGAGAAAUUCUUCAUUAUAUUCGAUCCACUGGAUAAAGUUAGAUGGUAGAACUAUUUCUACUACCAUUAUUUACUCUGCAUAUACUGCACCAACUGGUAGCCCCAACGACUCCGACAGAUGUAAACAGUACACUGGUCGUUAGAAGUGUAGGUUCCUCUGGAUGUGUCAAGGGCAAACAAUACUACGACUUCGAUCAAGAAAAAUGUCGAAGAUGUCCACGUUGUAGAAAGGCUACCAACUAUUUGCAGUUUAAUUUCAGAAUCCGUCCACAACUCGGUGCAUUAGACUGCUUUCCUUGUUACUGCAAGCUGGGUGUAAAGUUUAAAAACGAUUAUUCUGACAGAUGCAGUGAGUGUCCUAUCUGUAAUACACAUGGACAUAUAAAUAAAAGCAAGGAAAUACCAACCGAUGAAUUUCAUGGAGCAUUUGAUUGUUAUCCAUGUAUUUGUGAUCCUGGAUACUUUGGUAAUGCCUUGACACAUCACCAGUGCACUGAGUGCCUUGACUGUCAUGGACAGAAUAAACAGUUCAAAACUAACUGUACACAGAACACAGAUUCAGAAUGUGGUGACUGCCUAAUAGGGUACACAAAAUCCUGGAUGGAACAUGCUGCAUGUGUGAAAAUUGAAACAACAACAGUUGUUCUAAUUCUCAGUUCAACUCCAGGCACAACAAAUCUGCUGGCAGUAGACAAUGGACAUGUCAAGACAUCUCAAACCAUACUAGUCGUCAUAUUGAUGAUUUCAACAUUCUCUGCAUUCUGUAUUAUCUUCCUGGUGUACUAUGUCAUCAAACAUUCAUCAUGCUGUAGUAUUGGGUAUCAUGAUGUAUCAGCUUCCACCUCUGCGGGCACACUCGCCCAGUCAAAGUCAUCAGUGAACAAGAACGAUAACCCGCCAGGACAUGUGCAUGUUGGUUCUACACAGACUAUUGUGAAUGCUUUACUUUCAGAAAGUACAGACUUCGAACAAAAUGAAGAUCCACAACUUGAAUGUGAUGGUUUGUUGGCUGGAGAUCGACAAAAGAAUGUGCGGAGAAUGUCAGAUGAUAAAAAUGUGUACAUUGUUUACCAGAAAGGUGACUGUAAUUCUGUGCACAUUGACACACUGCCAAGUUCAACAUCUUGAUGUUUCGUACAAAAUAGAAUAUUUUUGACAGUAAAUAUGUAUGUAUUGUUUGAUAUUAAAUAUAACUAGAUCUCAGAAAAUCUCCAAGCUAGAGAAAAAUCCUAAAUGCAAUAUUUUGUUUUGUAUUUUGUAAGACAAUAUCAAGUUAUUUUGCUCAUCAAUUCUUAUGAAUUAACACAUAUUCACAGUGACUGAAAUGGCAUAAUCAAUUUAAAAUCAGCGUAAUAUUUAUUUAGAAACAGGAUAUACUGCUCUUAGUUAAAAACUGUCUUAACAUAAAGGAGGACAGAACAAUUUGCAUAGAAACAAGUACUUCUGCCUUUAAAUUUCAAACUACGUUUUCAAUUAACAAAUAAUGUAACAGUACUCAAGUUAAACUCAUUUAGGCAAAGUUGAGCCAAUAUCAAUUGUUUUAGCUGUUCUGUUAAGUUUAAUUUGAUUUCGAUGCUCACAUAUGUUUUUUUCAUUGCAUUUGUCCUCUAUACCAUUUGUUCCGGUGUGUAUGCAUAUGUUUAUUCCAGAAACAUAUAUCCGUUAAAGCUGAAAAUGCGGCAUCAGAGUAAAAUAUUGCAGUUUUGUCGAACAAAAAGCUCGUGUGUCAGGAAAUGUGUUUGUCCCUUUUUUAUAUAUUGUUUUGCUUAUGAAAUAAGUAUUUUUGUUAUUACAUUACUUACUUUUUUUUACUAUUAUGUGAAACAUAUAAAAUCAAUUGCUGACUUGUUUAUAUAUAAUUUUCAGUAUUUUUGCUUCAAAUCAAAUAUGUGAUUCCUGUAACAUUUCAUUAUACAUUAUGCAGCGUACUUGCAUUUCAUUUCUAUUUAUUUAUCCUUAUUUAGACUGCACAUUAUUCAUAUGGUUAAAACCAAUAGAUUUUUUUACACAUACAUAUACACUCGCAAGCGUAUCACAUUUGUAUCAAUUUAUUUUUAUACCAGAAUCUCAAGCAUACAAUCAAGAUAAUGUUUUCAAUUUAAUUUUUCUGGCAGUUUCGAUAAAUUUUAACCAUGAACAACUGUUGUUAAUUAAGCCAUUAAAUAUGUAUCUUUGUUCGUUUUAUAUUAAUUGUAUAUCCUUGCCGAAACUUCAUUUUUUUCAGGGAAAAUUAUAAUUAUUUGAUAUGUUUUUAAGCAAAAAAUAUAGUAUCUGUAUUUUAUACUGCUACUCCAAACAUUUGUAAUAAGAUUUGAACUGUGAUAUUUCAUUUAAAUACUCGAACGCUGGGAGCGGGCAAACAUAUUUUAAAAGCAAGUAAUAUACAUGUACAUCGUAGUACCGUCUCUAAGUUGUAUUUUCUGAACUAGCUGUAUUAAGUGGAUGGAUAAGUGUUUCUCUUAAAUAAUGAUACUGUGUAUCUAAUUUGUUUUUAACAAUGUGAGCUUAUUUUUAUAAACGUAAGUUCAUUAAAUAUACUCUUUACCAUUGGGUAUACAAGCAUACGAGAAUAUGUUGCAUAUAUCAUUUUACACAUAAUCUAGCUUUUUAUAACGUAGCGUACAUUAUUCUGUUAAUAUGCAAAUAUCUAACUAAAACUAUACAAAUGAAACAAAACUAUUAAAUGUUGGGUAUAAAACCACAAGGCCAACAACAACUAUAGUAAUUACUAGUUACUAUUAGUUUUACAAAUUGAAAUGUCGUGAGGAAAUCAGAUAUUGUAUAGGUGGUUCGCUGUUGGUGUGGCAUACAUGCAGUUUCAUUUCCAUGAACACGAAUAUCUUUUGUUUACUUUAUGAAAUGGUUCCUUAUAAAAAAAAGUAUCAAAACUACAUUUUAG